Molecule: messenger RNA, 3336 nt
Organism: Meloidogyne enterolobii
Lineage: Eukaryota; Metazoa; Nematoda; Chromadorea; Rhabditida; Meloidogynidae
Source: the annotation of a GenBank genome assembly
AUGCUUUACUUAAUUUUUGGCAACAACUUUUUCCUCUGGAAAUGUUUUAGAAGACGGAAUAAAUUAAAUUUAUUUUUAUUUAAUUAUUACAAAUUGUUAUUUUUAUUAGAAUGUUUAAAUGCACAAAAACAACAACAAAAUUGUUUUGAAAAACAAUACAAAAAUUUACAAAUUAAUUUUGGUUCUCUACAUAUUAUUAAACGAAUUGGCAUAGUUUCGGCUCCAGAUGCAUUUUAUUUGGCACAUUAUAUAGAUGAAGAUAUUGCUGAAAGGAGGAUUAAAAAUUAUAAAAUUGAGACGGGAGAUGAUAGGAAUUUUUUAAAAAUGUCAAAUGGCGAAAAACAUGUAAUUUAUUCAAGUAAUUCUGCACAUAAUUUGGAAUGGUCACAACCUGAAAUAUUAGUCAACAUAAUUCAUUUAAUUUCAAUUAAUUUAAAUAAAAAUAAAACAAUUCAACAACAACAACAUUCCCCAAUUAUUUUUGUUAAUGCCUGCAAAGCACAAAAUUCAAAGCCAUUUUCAAUUAGCAAUCCUUUUGCGGUUAAUCCAAUGCUUUUAGGAAUUGCUUCUGCUGCUUAUGAAAAUGAAUUGAUUAUUAAUUUUAAAACUUUUGAAAAUGGUCUUUUAUUUUAUUCAAUGGCUAAUCAUGGUGAUCACUUAAUCGUUCAGCUAUCUUUUGGCCGUUUAGAAAUAUAUUUUGAUUUUGGUGCAAAUCAAAGAAAUGUACUUAUUGAAGGAUUGGCUUUAAAUGAUGGAGAAUGGCACGAGAUGCGUUGGUUACAUCAUUUUGAUAGUGUAGAAUUGUUUGUAGAUUCAAUUUUAAUAAAUACAACAGAAAUUGGUGGCCUUUAUCGCAAAUUAGAUUUAAAUUCCGAAAUAGAAAUUGGUGGAAGAAAUGAAGAAUUUGUUGUUGAAAAGAUUAAUGGAUUAAAUAUAGAAAAUGGAUUUCAUGGUUGUUUUGCUAGAAUAAUGCUAAAUAAUGUUGAUUUAUUAUCCUCUGCGCCUGUAGAAUUGAAAGAAUGUAAAAUCCCUCAACCACAACUUUUUUCUCUUGGAUUAUCUACUAGUCUACAAAUUCCAUAUACAUUUCUACCGUUUUCAUUAGAUUUUUAUAUAAUUCCAAAUUCUGGUCCUUUACUUACAAUUUUGGAUAAUGAAAAUUCUAGUCUUUUACAAAUAAAAAUUGAAGAAAAAGAAGAAAUUGAACAAGAAGAAGAAUUGUUACCAAAUUAUAUAAUUAGUAUAAACACCGGAUUUGAAGGAGAUAAACCUAAAAGAAUGCAAACAUUUUUACUCUCAGCUUCUGGUUGUUAUCGUUCUACAACAAUUGACUUAAAUCAAGGAAUAUUAAUUGGAAAUGAAUACAAGCGAGAUGAAUGUUCUUUAAUUCAAAAAUGUUCACCAAAUCCGUGUAUGAAUGGAGGAAAAUGUAUACAAAAUAAUUUUUAUACAUUUAAUUGUAAAUGUUCAAAUAAUUAUAGUGGAAGAUUUUGCCAAAUUUCUAAAUUACCAUCUUCAUGCGAACAAUAUUUUGCUUUAAAUACUUCAAAAAAUAUUGCUAAAAGAAUUAAUAAACAAUUAUUAAUGAUUGACUUGGACGGCGGUGGUUCAUUAAAACCCUUCAAUGUUGAAUGUAAAAAAAUAAAUAAUUUAAAGAAAAAAGGAGAAAAAUCUCAAAAAGAAAAUAUUGAAUACUUUACUAUUUUAAAUAAUGAUGCUCCAAAAACUGGAAUUCAAGUACGGGGUAUUUCUGAGCCUGGUUCUGUUCGUCAUAUUCUCAAUUAUGGAUUAGAUAUGGAUGAAUUGGAUAAUUUUAUUUCGUCGUUUGAACAUUGUGAACAAAAAAUGAGUUUUCAAUGUUCCAACGAUCAACGAUUAAUGACUUAUUCUGGUGAAGAUAAUAAACGCCCAUCUGUUUGGUAUACAACACGUAAUGGACAACAAGGUCUUCAAUGGGGUGAUGCUCCUCCUUUUUCUCGAAUGUGUCCGUGUGCAUUAAAUGAUUCUUGCUUAUUAAACUUUAAAUGUAAUUGUGACAGUGGAGAAGCUUCUUUAGACGAAGGAAUUAAUUCCCAUAUUCAAUUACUUCCAAUUCUUCAAUUAUUUAUUGGAGGGGGAACAAGCAGUCAAUCCUUAGCAAAUGUAAGCAUUGGCCCUUUAGAAUGUUCUGGAAGAUAUAUUUCUGAAACAAUAACAUUUACUGAUAGAAAUCAACGAUUACUUACUUCAUUAAAUUUUAAUAAUGCUAGAACAUUUUAUACUUCAAUUCAGAUUAAAUUAACACAUCCAAGCCUUACUAUAUUUACUUUUACUUCAACAAAUCAAGAACGUUGGUUUCAACUUUCUGUAAGAGAUGGACAUCUUGUUGGACAAAUAGUUAAUGCUGGAUUAAUAAAUGAAAUAAUUAGUGAUGUUCGUGUUGAUGAUAAUCGGUGGCAUUUAAUAUCAUGGGAAAUAGAUGAACAAAAACAAAUUUUACGUGUUGAUUUAAAAGAAAAAAUUUUGAAAGAUUUUUUUAUUUUACCAAAAACUUCAAUUUUAAUUAUUGGUUCGCGUACUUAUAUUCCUGAUCGUUCUGGUUUUGCUGGACAAUUGAAGCAUUUUAUUUUAAAUGGAGAAUCUAUUCGGUUGGGACAAUUGGCAAAAAAAGUUUUGGGAAAUGGAAUUCAAUUAGGUGAAUGGGGGGCUUGUAAUAUCAAAGCAAAUAAUAAUGGAAAAUGUCAAAAUGAAGGAAUUUGUGUUGAAUUAUAUGAUGGAUUUAAAUGUAAUUGUUCUUUAACUCCAUUUGCUGGUGAUACAUGUGAGGAAGAAGUUGGUAUGUGGUUAUCUACUGGUUCAGAAUUACGCAUUGCUUGGCAACAUCCUGGUCAAGUUAAUAAUUGUUUUAGAAUUAAUGUACAAACUUCAAAUAUUAAUAAUAAUGGAAUUAUUAAUUUAAUAAGAGCGAAUGCGUUAUUUGCUGAAUCUCGUUUCAAUUUAAGUAUUGAUAAAGAAGGUCAUUUAAAUGCGUUUAUAUUUGAUGGAUUUUUCUUCACACAAAAUGUAACUUAUGAUAAAAUUAGAAUAACAGAUAAUAAAAACAAAGAUAUUCGUUUUUGUGCAAAUUCAACAGGAUUCUUUUUAAAUAUAAAUGGAGAAAUUGCCUUUUCAUUAUUGGGAAAUUUUACCUUCUUUUCUUUACUUAAUGUUUGGAAUUUUGCUGAUAAACAAAAAUUUAAAGGAUGUAUUUCACGUUUAAUGAUUGGUAAUGCUUUUCCUUUGAAAAAUCCGAAAGAAUCAAGGCUUUUAUAUUCUGGAAAAAUUAAUUUUGGAAGUUGUCCUUUUGAUAAAAUGUAA